Molecule: messenger RNA, 1863 nt
Organism: Naumovozyma castellii
Lineage: Eukaryota; Fungi; Ascomycota; Saccharomycetes; Saccharomycetales; Saccharomycetaceae
Gene: ACE2
Product: DNA-binding transcription factor ACE2
Exons: 1
Coding region: 1-1863 (620 amino acids)
Source: RefSeq, a predicted model, not a curated record
AUGGAACAACCUCUCCCUCAGGAAUCCUGGGGACAGCUGAACCCGGCAGAUCUGCUCAAUAACCCCAACGAUAACAACGUCACAGAUAUGUAUUUGAACACGUCUGCACUUCCUAACCGAGGUCAGGACUACAAAUUGCAGCAACUGGAUGACGAUGCUUUUAAUGACCUGUUCGAUUCCAAUUAUUCCAACAUUGACAAUCUAUUGUCCCAGGAAUUGAAAGAUUUGGAUAUCCCCUUGAUCCCACUCAAUAAUAAUAAUGAUAACGACAACUUCAAUUGGAAUCAAUUGUCCCUAGACAUGAAUAAUAACAACACUCACCAAUAUAACAAAUCAAUGUCCUCUCAUAAGAGGGGCCCCAGUGGGACAGCCAUCUUUGGAUUUCUCAAUCAUAACAAGAAUUUAAGUAUAUCAAGUAAUCAACAGAAUUUUUUGGAUUUGUCAAGAGAUCCUAAUCUUGCGGCUAUGAAUGCAUCCAUGAAGGAUACUGCAACAACGACGACCCCCAAUGCAAUGAUAAGUCAAACAUUAUUUAAACAACAGGAGGAAUUACGGCUUGCAUUGGAACAACAAAAGGAAGUAAAUAAGAAGUUGGAAUUACAACUAAGAGAGAACCAAUUACAACAGGAGAAAUUACAAAAAGUACUAAUGGAACAAGAAAUGGUUGCACAACAACUAGUACAAAAUUCAUCAUCACCACCACCUCCACAACAAGGUUAUAAUACUCCUUCCUCCAAGAUAAGGAAAAAUCCAGCAGAUGAUGCUCUAAUUGUUACAUCCAAUUCCAUGAACGGGAAGUAUCAAUUUCCACCACCAUCAAUGGUAUCUCCACCAAUGUCUACCGCAUCCAUGGAUGGAUCACCCAUGAGAAGAGGAAGAUCACAAAUGAGACCAAGGUUACAAAACUCGCCAACAACAACAUCAUCAAGAAACAACGAUACAUCCCCAGAAAAUUUACUCGCCACAACGAACUAUUUCCAACGAUUGAAUGAUGAAAGAUCAUUCCCAGAUGCUUUGAAUUCACCCCUAUACGUCCCACCACCUCCACCGGCACCUCUGAAAGACAUAUCCAGUUUCCACCCAUUGACACCAAGAACACAACUCACCCAUCACUCACCAUUCCACAACAAGAAGGACUCGGUGAUAUCCACAGUAUCCACCAUUCCACAGGAUGAAAAUGAUACACCAUCACCAGAACAGCCACAUUUUAAUAUUCUUCCAACUAUACCAGGCUCAUCAGAAAACACACCGCAAAAAAGCAACCCCACAACAACGAAUCACUACCUCCCACAAAAGCAUACAUUCCAACACAACACCCCAGUAAAGCAGCAACAAAGGACACCUAUAAAGACAAGCCCGACAAGGAUAACAAACAAACCAAGCACGUUACCACGAGGAACCAUCGACCUCUACGUCAAGGAACUCCCGGAUAAAUUAUUUGAAUGUCUGUAUGAAGAUUGUGGUAAAAUUUUCAAGAGACGGUACAACGUGAGAUCUCACAUUCAGACUCAUUUGGAGGAUAAACCAUACGCAUGUGACUUCCCCGGGUGUGAGAAGGCAUUCGUUAGAAAUCACGAUCUUGUAAGACAUAAGAAAUCUCACGCUAAUAGAACCUCCUCACCACAGAAACGUGUACAGAAGGAUCACAGCAAUGAGGGAACUCAAUCAAAUAAUACCAGCCCUGUGAAGGAAGCCAUUCAAAGAGAUAAGGAUGGGUCCAUCAUGUUGAAAAUGCAGGAUCAAUUAAGGGAUGAAAUGGAAAAAUAUGGGUUUCUACGACCACCCUCCUCUGCUGCUAAUACAAAUUUGGUGCUCACACCAUCUCCAGAACGUGUUCCGCCUUCUUUAUAUAGCUCAGAUUAG